GCCAAGCUGAUUAGCCUGCUACCACCAGCUAAUGUUUGUAGGAUAUUUAAUGUUAGCUGUAUCGGGGUGGAUGAUACUAAUUGCGUAGAAUAAUGGCGGACGUGGAGGGACAAGGAAUUUGUUCAUCGGUCCCUCCGUUGCCUCACCCUUCCUCUCGUAACGGCUCCGGUGGCGGUAACGUUACACCGGGCACCGGCGGCAGCUGCCAGACCGCAGCCACCGUUACCUCAGGCCCACGGCUUGUUCGGAUAGUGAAGUCUGACUCGGGCUAUGGCUUCAAUGUUCGGGGACAAGUUAGUGAAGGAGGACAACUACGGAGCAUUAACGGAGAACUGUACGCUCCACUGCAGCAUGUUAGUGCUGUUCUACCGGGAGGUGCCGCCGACAGAGCCGGCAUUUCGAAAGGGGACCGGAUUCUUGAGGUAAAUGGAGUGAAUGUAGAAGGAGCGACCCAUAAGCAGGUGGUGGACCUGAUCCGAGCCGGAGAGAGGGAGCUUGUGCUGGCUGUGCUGCCCGUCCCACCCCAGGAGGCCGACUGCUUGGACCCCGGGGAUGAUGGUUCAGCUCAGUCGUGCUACGACUACUCAGACAAGCAGGCUGUCCCCAUCUCUGUGCCUAGCUACAAACACACUGAGCUUAACCAGGAAAAGUUUGUGGUAUAUAAUGUGUACAUGGCAGGCAGGCAGCUGUGCUCCAAGCGUUACCGGGAGUUUGUGAUCCUACAUCAAAACCUUAAGAGGGAGUUUUCCAACUUUACAUUCCCCAAGCUGCCUGGGAAAUGGCCUUUUUCCCUGUCGGAGCAGCAGCUGGAUGCACGACGUAGAGGCCUGGAGGAAUACUUGGAGAAAGUGUGCUCUGUACGGGUAAUCGGAGAAAGUGACAUCAUGCAGGAGUUCCUGUCUGAAUCAGAUGAGAACUAUAAUGGCGUGUCAGAUGUGGAGCUGAGAAUAGCCAUGCCCGAUAAAACCACGCUCACUGUCAGAGUUCGCAAAAACUCUACUACAGACCAGGUCUACCAGGCUGUAGUAAUGAAAUUAGGGAUGGACAGUGUAACAGCCAGCUACUUUGCCCUGUUUGAGGUCAUCAACCACACCUUCGUGCGUAAGCUUGCCCCCAACGAGUUCCCCCACAAACUGUAUGUACAGAACUAUACUUCAGCCAUCCCAGGAACCUGCCUCACCCUGCGCAAGUGGCUCUUCACCACAGAAGAAGAGAUUUUGCUCAAUGACAACCAGCUUGCUGUCAACUAUUUCUUUCACCAGGCUGUGGAUGAUGUGAAAAAAGGAUUCAUCAAAGCAGAACAAAAGUCCUACCAGCUGCAAAAGUUGGCAGAGCAGAAGAAGAUGUCCAUGUAUCUGAGUUUGUUGAGGGGCUGCGAGGGCUACAAUGAGAUCAUAUUCCCCCACUGUUCCUGCGACUCCCGACGUAAAGGCCACGUUAUCACAGCCAUCAGCAUUGACCACUUCAAGCUACAUGCCUGCACCGAGGAAGGGACUCUCGAGAACCAAGUGAUUGCAUUUGACUGGGGGGAGAUGCAGAGGUGGGACACAGAUGAAGAGGGCAUGGCCUUCUGCUUCGAAUAUGCACGGGGAGAAAAGAAACCACGUUGGGUCAAGAUAUUUACACCUUAUUUUAACUACAUGCAUGAGUGCUUCGAGAGAGUCUUCUGUGAGCUGAAGUGGAGGAAGGAGGUGGAAGAGGAGGCCACAGACAAGGACAACAAGAACUGCAGUAAAGAUGGUAUGUGUGGCAAGAAUAUUUUCCAGCUGCUGAGGCACAGAAGGGAUGGAGGCACCUAGGAAGGGAGAUUGUUACCUCUUAACUACAUACCGUCUUCAUCGACUCCGCUCAGUUUUGGCCCUCAUCCAGCCCCACACCCAGCAACACUCAGCUAUUAACUACACGGUCAUCAUUUACACUCCGUCAGCUACAACCUGAGAAACUACCCUUGUUACAUGCAAACCAACAAACAUCUGCAAAUGAACAAAUCAACAGAAGCAUAAAAAUGCUAUACACACAUGAACCAGGAACUUGUGAAUCUAGCACAUUGUAAUCUUGCAUUAAGCCGAGCUUUGUCAAAAAGAAAUGAGGAUGUCUACAGACUUGAAGUCACAGAGACAUGCAAGCCUUUUUUCUAAUUAGCAGGGACUUGAAGUGGAAUGUGACAUGCAGAUAAGGAGGUUCUGAGCCUCCUUUGUAGUCCUACCUGGACAAGGAGGUGGGAUCUAAUGAGGAAAUCAUGGUGGACUAAGAAGGGAAGUUGAAACCUGUUGAAACAAGGAUCAGCAAUACUGAGGGUGGACCACAGGGAGACACCUGGCUUCUUAAUUUAUAGAUUAGAGUAGCAGUGUCUUCUUUAGCAAUGCGUGCUGGGGGCCCUAGAAAGCAUGGGGCCAAUCACAAUUAGGCCCUCAGAAUGUAAGUCACAGCUGAAUCAUUUCACAUACAUAAAUUUUCACGUGUUUGGCGCUAAAUCUGCAUUUAUAAAACUGUUAACUUUGUAAUGUGGCAAAUGAGAGAAAGGAGAGAGAAAGCAGAUAUUAUGUAGGAAGGUUAAACACUUUUUUUUUCCUGGAGAUUUGGGUGCACAUAGCAAACAGCUGUGAUGGUUUAACAUAUGAGCAGGAACACGAUAAACUUUACACAUUUUGCACUUUAUCCAACAGUAUUAACAAUGUCCAGGUGUGGGAAGUGUGAGCUAAGAAGCAGAUAGCGGGCAUUAUACUGGAAUAAGCCAGGUCUUGUUUUGCUUACAUUAAUUUCUGACUGACUACGGUAUGAUAAUGCAUUGCAUUAUCAAAUGGUGCGUGCGGUGUGCAGAGCCAUGCAUUAAACUUUUAUGUAUUUAUAAUAUUAUGUUAACUCUUCCUGGAAAUGUUUUGAGGCUAUUGUAGGGCAGCAAUGCUGCAGAGCACUGGCCAGUCAGGUGACAGUGUAGUACAUUAUAUUUAGUGUGUAUUACUCAGACAAAACAGCAGGGGUCCUCCUCUUUCUACCUGCAUUCUGGUUGGAGGUGAUUACUUUGUGUCUGAGAGCUCCCACAGGAUUUAUAAUAGGCCUGUAAUUCAAAUGGCCUUUCCACACAGCACUAUUUAUCUCUGUAGCUGGUAUGUUCCAGUGCUGUUAAACCAGUCAUGCGCUCCAGAUUCAGGAUAAGUGGGACAAGGAUUUCUGAGCAAAAAGAGCAGCUUGCACUCUCCGUCAACGUCAAGAUCACUGCGCACAUUCACUAAAGGCUUUGUAGCAACUGAUCACUUAACUGCAGUGUAACGUGAUAACCUGUUCCUCCAAAUAAGCCCGGUUACUGUUGUAAUAUUUAGAAUAUUUUAAUAAUGAUAAUAAUUAUAAUGUAAUAAGGCAUAACAUAAUUAUCUGAUGAAGCCAUACUGACUUCAGUCAUUAAUUACAUCAUUAACAUGACACUCUAUAUGAUUUACUUGAUCCUGCAGAUAUUACAUGUUCGCUUGCUACUAGCUUUUAUGAAGUGAGCCCUUUGAUGAAGGCUGGGUCAUAUGGUUGAAAUCGUUAUCCUGAUAAUAUUAAGGAUAUUUAACAAAAUCAAUAAACUGUAUAUCAUGGUUCGUUUAUGCAAAAUUACAUGUAAAAAUCAUCAAAUUUAUGGUCAAAGCAAAGACCUUUUGUUUCACUGUUAAACAUUACAUGGGGCCAUACUUCAUACGUGCAAAACAACUCAUUUUCUAACUGUUUUUAAUUGAAAAUUAGUUAGAGAUUAAUUAGAGUUAUUAAGAUGAUCAACAGAAAUUUGUAAAAUGAUGACAUUUAUCAUGUGAUCAUUUAUUACUGUAUGUGCUCACAAUUUGAAGUCACUGAAUGUCAGUAAAUGAGAAAAUUCAAUUAUCGCCCUGCAUUAGCUCAUAUUUGGCUCGUAAUGAGAACAUUGUUAUCUGCAAGUAAAAAGUCAUAGAUUGGCAUCGGUGGCUCUAAGAGUGCUUGUGAUGUUGAUGGUGCUGUACUAAAAAGCCAUGCUGGAUGAUGAAUGAGCUGCAACAAACCUCAGUGGGUGUGUAAAAGAGGUUUAAUUGAAUGUGUUGAGGCUUGAAUUGAGAGAUUGAAUGCACCAUUAUAAAGGCCGAACGCAUUUCCCAGGAUUCUUGUCUGUUUACCGAACCAUGUCCGGAACAGUCGAUUGUCUGACAUUGUCUGAUCUGCCCACCUUGAAGUGUGUGCUCUCUUUGGCUCACCUCUUUCUCCUUCUCUCCCUCAUUCUGACUAAAGUCAAGAGUCACUUGCAUUAUUUAUGAAGAAGAAACUAAGUUAAAUUCAGUAUCUCUGUUGUUAAGUUUUUCACCUGACAUGGUUUGGUUUUCAAAGGGACACGCCAAGAAGAGCAGAGAGAUUAACAACCUGCAGGUUCUUUUGACAUGUUGAAAAAUGUAAAAUUUAAGACAAAGUGUUUGGUUACGUCGCUUACUGUAAUAAAUUGUAACAUAUUCUUUUAAAUAAACCGAUUUAUU
This is a messenger RNA of Toxotes jaculatrix (banded archerfish), 4475 nucleotides long. It is a transcript of the gene snx27b, whose product is annotated as sorting nexin 27b. Gene Ontology annotation, cellular component: early endosome. The coding region runs from base 93 to 1799 and encodes 568 amino acids. Gene Ontology annotation, biological process: intracellular protein transport; signal transduction. The record is from RefSeq and is a predicted model, not a curated record. The transcript is spliced from 13 exons. NCBI's taxonomy places the organism in Eukaryota, Metazoa, Chordata, Actinopteri, Toxotidae. Gene Ontology annotation, molecular function: protein binding; phosphatidylinositol-3-phosphate binding.